CGGAAAUGAGUCCGGCGAAGAAGAGACUCUUCCUCGUUGGCCCUUCCCUUUCACCGUCAGGUUCAACUUCAGUUCACAGCAAGUUUUCUCAGCUUCCCUGUGGCUGACAGAAAGAGGAUCGUCACUUAGGAACAAGUUCAACUUCUCUCUCAUCUCAAGGUCCUACACGAUGUCCAUUACCAAGAUCCACGCCCGAGAGAUCUUUGAUUCUCGUGGAAACCCCACAGUAGAGGUUGACCUGUACACCGACAAGGGCUUGUUCAGGGCAGCUGUCCCGAGCGGUGCAUCUACUGGAAUCUAUGAAGCCUUGGAGCUCAGGGACAAUGACAAGUCACGCUACCUUGGGAAAGGAGUCUCAAAGGCUGUAGAAAACAUAAAUUCAGCUCUCGCACCUGCACUUAUUGGCCAAAAUGUGGUUGAGCAGGAGAAAAUUGACCAGAUUAUGCUUGAUUUGGAUGGCACAGAGAACAAAUCUAAAUUUGGGGCAAAUGCCAUCCUGGGUGUCUCCCUGGCUGUUUGCAAAGCCGGUGCAGCAGAGAAAGGCGUCCCUCUGUAUCGCCACAUUGCUGACCUUGCAGGAAACCCAGAGGUCAUCCUGCCUGUGCCGGCCUUCAAUGUGAUCAACGGUGGCUCUCAUGCAGGCAACAAGCUCGCCAUGCAGGAGUUCAUGAUCCUGCCUGUUGGCGCGAGCACCUUCAAAGAAGCCAUGCGUAUCGGAGCAGAGGUCUACCACAAUCUCAAAAACGUCAUCAAGAAGAAGUACGGUCAGGAUGCAACUAAUGUGGGUGAUGAAGGUGGAUUUGCUCCAAACAUCCUGGAGAACAAGGAAGCUCUGGAGCUAAUAAAGGAGGCCAUCGCCAACGCAGGAUACACGUCUGAGGUUGUGAUCGGCAUGGACGUGGCAGCGUCUGAAUUCUACAGGGAGGGAAAAUAUGACCUGGACUUCAAGUCUCCCGACGACCCGAGCCGUUACAUCACUCCUGAUGAGCUGGCUGAUCUCUACAAGAGCUUUGUGAAGGAUUAUCCAGUGGUUUCCAUCGAGGAUCCCUUCGACCAGGACGACUGGGCGGCCUGGACCAACUUCACAGGAAGCACAGAGAUCCAGAUUGUUGGAGACGAUCUGACCGUUACCAACCCGACUCGCAUCACCAAGGCGGUGGACGAGAAGGCCUGUAACUGCCUGCUGCUGAAGGUCAAUCAGAUUGGCUCAGUUACUGAGUCCUUGAAAGCGUGUAAGAUGGCUCAGGAGAGCGGCUGGGGUGUGAUGGUCAGCCAUCGCUCCGGAGAAACUGAGGACACCUUCAUAGCAGAUCUGGUGGUCGGCUUAUGCACUGGACAGAUCAAGACUGGAGCUCCCUGUCGCUCCGAGCGUUUGGCCAAAUACAACCAGAUUCUGAGAAUCGAAGAGGAGCUGGGAGACAAGGCCACUUUUGCUGGAAAAAACUUCAGAAACCCUCUGGCAAAGUAAACGGUUGAAACAUUGACUUCACAGAAGUUCAUUUAUAUACACAAAUCCAUGACGAUAAAUCAAACAACAAUGGAAAUUACAUCAAAGUGAUAAUGGUUAACAUAGAGCUGGUAAUGAAUUAAUAGACUGAGCUUACUGUAGUCACUGAAACUGUAACACACAAGUCUUCUGCUGUAUUCUGUCCUUUUUUGUUUGUUAAUGUGGAGUAAAAUAAUAGAUCUUACUUGAGUAAUAUAUAUUUUUAACACAGACAAAGUGUAAUCAAAGUGCUGCACUUGGAGACAGAUAAUAAAAAAGUUUUCUCAGUGAAACAA
This is a messenger RNA of Centropristis striata (black sea bass), 1782 nucleotides long. RefSeq names its product enolase 1b, (alpha) (gene eno1b). Gene Ontology annotation, molecular function: phosphopyruvate hydratase activity; magnesium ion binding. The coding region runs from base 170 to 1468 and encodes 432 amino acids. The record is from RefSeq and is a predicted model, not a curated record. The transcript has 12 exons. Lineage: Eukaryota; Metazoa; Chordata; Actinopteri; Perciformes; Serranidae. Gene Ontology annotation, biological process: glycolytic process. Gene Ontology annotation, cellular component: phosphopyruvate hydratase complex.